This is a messenger RNA of Durusdinium trenchii, 1701 nucleotides long. The record is from the annotation of a GenBank genome assembly. NCBI's taxonomy places the organism in Eukaryota, Dinophyceae, Suessiales, Symbiodiniaceae.
CUCGCAUUACCCCGUGUUAGCUGACGAGAGAAGCCAAAGGAGCUCCUCAAGCAGGGAUGGGCUGCAGGAUUUGGGAUGGUUUGCUGCUUGCGGGUUACAUCUCUUUUCACCUGUUUGGCGGGAAGUGCGUUGCUGCUUUUCAAGGACUUGUCCCAGUUCAUCAGCGCAAUACUAUUACAAAGGAUGAUCAGCUACAGAUGAUCGAAAAGGAGGAUCAGCUCAAGAUGUUCGCAAAGGAAUCCAAGGAAGACCAGCUCAAGAUACUUGACUUGGAAGGUCAGGUGCAGGGAUGGGCUCACACUUAUUCGGGCAUUCAAGUCCAACACCACAACUUGCACGCGGAGAACAUCUCCAAUUACAACAUUACUUGUGUGCCAAAGGUUUGGCUCCUCCUCUCUGGGCUCUAUCGUUCCUUGAAAUAUGUUCGCCCCAGCAUGCUGAACAUGCUUCAGCGUUCAGCCGGCGACUGCUGGUUUGUGACUCUGCUGGUCUCCUCUUAUGAUGGCAUAGAUCUUGCGAUUCUUCAGGAUGACUACCAGUUUUUCCAGGGACGCUUUAGUUUUGUCUCAGUGAUUCGCUCUGGCAUUGCGAAACCCAAAGGAUAUGCCUACGCUGUCCACUGGCAUGGCUGCUGGUGGAUCGCGCAACAGAUUCGAGAAGCGUUGAAAGGGAAAGCAGCCAUGGACCCAAGUAGCACCAUCGUACUUCGCCAUCGGCCCGACGAGUGCUUUCGUCACUGCUUCGACGUGGAGGCUGCGGCCGCCGCCUUCACGCGGUGGCGGUACUUGAUUUUGGGGCAGCCUAUCUCUGCCGACAACGGCCUCACCACCAACUGGGCCACCUACAGCAACCUCAUUGCACCUGGCCUUGCAGCGAAUCGAAGCAGCAACUUGUUUCUCAGCGCCAUGUCGGCCAGCUGGUCCAAGAGCGAAUACUGCAACGGGAUGUUGGAUCCCGGGGAGUGUGACCAUGGAAUCCCAUAUUGCCUCAUGAACAAGAACACUGCGCCCUGCCGACCUCCGGUUCUGCUGAGUUGGCAGCAGCAUUGCCUGUGCCGCUUGCAAGGGAAAGGGUCCAGCGAAACCUCGCUCUGUAUUGAUCGAAAGCCACCAGAUUUGCCGCUUGACGCCUGCAUGGACAUCACCAAGGGCACCAAAUGCAUCCUGCCCAGGAGCGGUUGGCAAAAGCUGCCUCAGCAGCUCUUACCACCUGCGUGGCAGCUGAAAGGUGGCCUCAAGGAUUCGGGGAAUGUGGCCUACAUGCGGCCCACGUCGAAGAAGGGUUACCAGACUUGCAAGGCAGGGCGAGAUCUGUGAAGUGCUGGACUGGCCAAACAAGUGGAGCGCAAGAUGAUCAGAUGCUGGAUUUGUGAAGCCAUGUCCUACCCAGCGCGCUCAUGAACGCUAGGUGUGCCAGGACGCAAAAGUAAGGGUCGCACAAAACAUGGCGCUGAGAGCAGGCGGGCGAGGCAGGCGAAAGAGUCGGAGUGGCACGCCACGCUUGCAGAGCUAAGGUCGGGUGUCCAACCCGUUUUUUUCCACCUCCAUGACUCAAUGACUCCAUGUGUACCAAUUCGGCCCUUCUGCAACUCACUCCUUUCGGUCAUUUGCAAUUGCUUGCUGAAAGACACAUUCAUUUCGAGCCCAGAAGUACCACACUUCAUGUUUCAAGGAUAGUUUGGUUCAUGUUUGCUAGGAUAGC